Molecule: messenger RNA, 961 nt
Organism: Phymastichus coffea
Lineage: Eukaryota; Metazoa; Arthropoda; Insecta; Hymenoptera; Eulophidae
Gene: B9d1
Product: B9 domain-containing protein 1
Exons: 5
Coding region: 279-839 (186 amino acids)
Biological process (GO): cilium assembly
Cellular component (GO): MKS complex
Source: RefSeq, a predicted model, not a curated record
AAUAAGACACGCGUAUAUGUUUCCCUUCUGGAAGUGGGAGGAAAAAGAAGAGGAAAAGGAAGACGGAGUGAGAUACAGAGAGACAGCCAGCCAGCCAGACAGACAGACAGACAUCAAACAAUCUUCAUCGGGCAAAGAGCGAACAGCGGCAGAUGUGCGCGCGUGUUUGCCAGUUUACACGUGCCAAGUUGUCAUGACGACGCAAAGCGGCACCACCGCCAACGAACGUAGGAUAGUGCAUAAGCCGAUCCAGUCGAGAGAGUGCUGCGUACACGAGGAUGUCUGGCGGUGAGGCUGGUGAUUUCUUCCUGAGCAUUAGUGGCUCCAUCGAGUCGGCUGACUUUUACGACAUCAGCAACGCCUACUGCAAGUACGCCUACCAGUUUGGUCCGGAGUGGAGCCUCAUCGCGGGCAUCGAGGAGGGUCUCACGCAGAUGAGCAAGUGCAGCAACGACGCCCGCCGGCUAGCUGUUUGGAACUUCCCGCUCGACGUGGCCUUCAAGAGCACUAAUCCACACGGCUGGCCGCAGUUGCUGCUUUCAAUUUACGGACUGGACGGCUUCGGUCACGACGUGAUCAGGGGCUACGGCGCCUGUCGACUGCCCUUAAUUACCGGCAGGCAUGAGAAGCGCAGGAUUGCUUUGUACGUGCCGGAGUCGUCCUCAUUGAUGCAACAAUUCGCCGCCUGGCUGACCGGACGCAGACCUGAACUCAUCGACAUUGGCAUCCUCGCGACUGGCGAUGGAAGGGAAUUCGUUUAUUUGUUCCCAGCUUUUACUUUUCCAUUCAUUGCUCUGUCGGGAAUUUCUCAAAUGCAAUAUCCAAGGUUUGUCGAGUGAAAUGGUCUAUGUUGAUCAAGAGCUGGCUUUUAAUUCAUCAUCGACAAACAAUAUCUAGGUCAACCGUUAAAAAUUUACUUUUGAUUUUGUUUAUCGGGAUUUCGACUCCAUGACAUGCGUUA